Psammomys obesus (fat sand rat) is the source of this 354-nucleotide messenger RNA. Its product is annotated as gamma-crystallin B. Gene Ontology annotation, molecular function: structural constituent of eye lens. Lineage: Eukaryota; Metazoa; Chordata; Mammalia; Rodentia; Muridae. The annotation marks the transcript as partial. The transcript has 2 exons. The record is from RefSeq and is a predicted model, not a curated record. Gene Ontology annotation, biological process: lens development in camera-type eye; visual perception.
CGUCGCGGGGACUACCCUGACUACCAGCAGUGGAUGGGCUUCAACGACUCCAUCCGCUCCUGCCGCCUCAUCCCCCACCACUCUGGCACUUACAGAAUGAGGAUCUAUGAGAGAGAUGACUUCAGAGGACAGAUGUCAGAGAUCACAGACGACUGUCUCUCUCUUCAGGACCGCUUCCACCUCAGUGAAAUCCACUCCCUCAACGUGCUGGAGGGCUGCUGGGUGCUCUACGAGAUGCCUAGCUACAGGGGGCGGCAGUACCUGCUCAGACCUGGGGAGUACAGGCGCUAUCUUGACUGGGGGGCUACAAACGCCAAAGUUGGCUCUUUCAGACGAGUCAUGGAUUUUUACUGA